This is a messenger RNA of Lampris incognitus (smalleye Pacific opah), 2789 nucleotides long. It is a transcript of the gene fbxw9, whose product is annotated as F-box and WD repeat domain containing 9. Gene Ontology annotation, molecular function: ubiquitin binding. NCBI's taxonomy places the organism in Eukaryota, Metazoa, Chordata, Actinopteri, Lampriformes, Lampridae. The transcript is spliced from 9 exons. Bases 467 to 2563 code for a protein of 698 amino acids. Gene Ontology annotation, biological process: ubiquitin recycling; proteasome-mediated ubiquitin-dependent protein catabolic process. Gene Ontology annotation, cellular component: nucleus; cytoplasm. The record is from RefSeq and is a predicted model, not a curated record.
CAUCGUGACGUGUUUCCGGGUGAACCGGGGCAGACGGGUGGGACGUAACGCUGUGAACUUUGAAAAGUGGGGCGUGUUAGCGCUUAGCUGGUGAAUCUUGGCUUUGCGCCACUAAAAGUUUACGGUUGAUUGACGGGUGGACGUCGCCAUAUUGGGUGGAACUGCUUCAGGUUACGGAAGCACGCAUCGUUUUAGAGCGCUCGGGACGCGCCCGUGACAAUCUUGAGGCGACGCGUCAAACCGCCGACGUUGUGCACGUCACGUGACCACAGGCUGCCGGGCCGUCGCGUGCAUCCUUUGUUGUUUUUAUUGCGUCGGAUGCGUCCAAUCAGCCUUAAGCGCGGUCUGAUGACGACAUUUCUCAACGCCGGAAGCGAUCGAUAUCAGGUGAACUGUCACAGAAGACCCGACCUGAAUAAAACGGAAGUUGUGGGUUGGCUGUCUUGUGCUGAGAGAAGAAAACGUGAUGUCUGAGGCCUGGCUGAACAUGGAGGAAGAGGAGGCAGGAAUAGACAGACAAAGGGCAGAGGACCAGGACGGACCACUUCUUGAUCCUGUGAGACCUCCUACCAGCGAAACGCCCAGACAUGACCUGCUAGGUCCUCUAGCAGGUCCCUGUCCUUCCUCAACAGAAUCUAGCCCCUCUCCUUCAGUUGAGAGCAGUGGUUUGCUGUCAUUGCCCUGGGAGAUGAUGGCCCUCAUUGCCUCACAUCUCCCUGCCCAGUGUGUCAUCACUGUGCUACCAAAGGUGUGCCAUGCAUUGGGUUAUGUGGGUAAGGACAGCACAGCCUGGCAGCUCCGAGCACGCAGGCUAACAGGCUCCCAAGCUGGCUUCCCUGUGGGUCCAAGGGAGGAUUUUGACUGGCCCACUGCCUGCCUGGAAAUGGAGCACCUGAUAAACUGCUGGGCAAGUCAGGCAGACUGGGUGGCCAGACAGACCCAAGAGAAUAAUGGGGAGAUGGGGAGAGAAGCACAGCAGCCAAGGGCAGAUGAAGAACCAGAAGCCGAAGGACAAGAAGAUGCUGGUGUGGACGUUGAAGACGGGGUGGGAGUUGCAGCACAGGAGGUAGCCUUUGGUGUUCCUGAAAUGAUGGAAGUUCCAUUGGAUGGCGAGGACAGAGAGCUGCAGCCAGACCGAGAAAGCAACCCAGAGGGAGGAAUGAGGGAGGACUUCGAAGAGAGGCCAGAAGAGGAAGCUGCAGCAGUAAUGGAGGAAGGCAGAGGUGAGAGAGAAGUGCUUGAUGACAGCGAGGGGAGAGAAAGAGUGGUUGAUGAAGUGGACAACCAUGAGUUCCUGCCAGACCCCAGGUGUCAGGCGUUGGACGUUGAAGAUGAGGUUGGAAUUGCAGCACAGGAGGUAGCCUUUGGUGUUCCUGAAAUGAGGGAGGUUCCAUUGGACGGAGAGGACAGAGAGCUGCAGCCAGACCGAGAAAGGUACCCAGAGGGAGGAAUGAGGGAGGACUUCGAAGAGAGGCCAGAAGAGGAAGCUGCAGCAGUAAUGGAGGAAGGCAGAGGUGAGAGAGAAGUGCUUGAUGACAACGAGGGGAGAGAAAGAGUGGUUGAUGAAGUGGACAACCAUGAGGACCUGCCAGACCCCAGGUAUCAGGCUGAUAGAGAGGUGGAGAUGGGGGUGCAGCAAGAUCAGCCUCAAAGAACCCCAAGUCCACCACCAUCCUUAGAACGCAUCACCCUUUCCUAUGGCCACAGUGCCCAGGUGGAUUCAGUCCUGCUGAUCGGGGACAAGGGGGCAGUGUGUGCUUCAGGCUCUAGGGACAGGAAUGUUAUCUUGUGGGAUUUGCAAGAGGGCUCCAGUGGCAGGAUGUUGUGUACGCUGGGGGGGAAGGGCCUCUAUAGCACCCAUCGAGGCUGGGUGUGGUGCCUAGCAUCAAAGGGUCCCCUAUUGGCUUCAGGAAGCUUCGACAGCACAGUGAAGCUGUGGGACCUGGAGGCGGGUGGGGCAGAGAGGAGCUUAAUCAGGGCUCAGGCUGCUGUUCUGUGUCUAUCCUGUCAGACGGAUGUGCUGCUUGCUGGCACAAUUGACAAGAGGGUCAGCAUCUAUGACACCAGAGUGCCUGAGCCGCUGGUGAAGAGCCUUCCUCUCCAUAAGAAUGCUGUGAUGUGCCUGGCUGCAGACGAACGGUACAUCAUCUCUGGGAGCAAAGACCACACUGUGGCCAUUUAUGACCGCAGGGCAGGGAAACCCCUCAAGAGACUCAGGCUCAGCACCUACUUCCUCUCCAUGAGCUACAACGGCAAUGAGGUGUGGGCAGGAGACAACAGGGGCAUGCUCCAUGCAUUUUCCAUGCAGGCAGGGUGUUUAAAGACCCUGUCCCAGUUUGAUGUGGGACAUACCUCUCUGGUCACAGGCAUCCACAGGUCUUCUGGCAGCCUCUACACCUGCUCAUCCGAUCGUACCAUCAAGGUACAUCUCCCUUGUGCUCCUCCAAGGACACUAUGCACACUGCGUCACCAGGCUGGGGUCAAUGGGCUGAGUGUGGAGGCAGGAGUGCUAGCCAUAGCAUCAGGGACUAUGUGCGUGGAGGUGUGGCGAGCCCGAAAAUGAACAACCAAGACCUGCAAACGCCUCUGAAUUAAUGUGGGAUGACGUUACAGAAACAGUUGAAGACUUUGUAAUAUUAAAGAAGUUUGAAUCAGUUCAACUGGGAUGGACUGGUGGUCUGUCCAGGGUGUCUCCCUGCCUGCCACCCAGUCUGGCUGCUGGGAUAGGCUCCAGCAUCCCCGCGACCUCCGUUGGGAUAAGCGACUUGGAUAAUGGAUGGAUGGGUGCA